CAAAAACCCAACGCGGUAAAGAAGGAAAACAAAACAGAGCAAAAAGACGCAAGCAAGUUCAAUUCCUGAAGCAAUCUAAACCCACCACCGCGAUUACAAUAACCACUAAUCGCUUCUCUAAUAUCAAAUUGUCACUCUUGGCUUCUACUAUGCCCCGAACAUUAGGUGUCUUCGACUGAAACAGUGAAUACAUACACUCGCGCGAGUGAAAGGAUAUCUGCAGUAUGGCAUUCUCGUUAUUAGAUUGAAAAACAGAGUUGUUUUUCUGACAGCCCAUUACUGGUCGCUUUAUUACAAGACUCAAAACCAGAGAUAAGAACAGAUGCAUGCUAAACUUUCGGACGGUUAAGAUUCUCUUAAUUUUCUCAUCAAAAUAAUACUAACCGCUCGAUCAUAAACAAAUUUAGCUAUGGCUCAGCAAAACCAACCAUGGUUACUUCAGUUUAGCUCUCUCUCUCUCUCUCAACUUCGACUUCUAAACCGAGUUGAAUACUUUCCAACUGGUUUUGUGAAAAAAAAAAAAAGAGGGAGAGUUUCUAAUUUUCUGGUUUUUUCUUUUCCUUUUAUUUUUCUCUCUCUUUUUUGUUUGUUGUUAUUAGAUUUCGAUUCAGAUAACAGUUUUCCACUUGUACUAGUUAAAAUUUUUCAGAUUUAUGAAAAUUUCGAUGGAUUUUUUCUUUCGUGGGUUUUCUUUUGUUUUUAAACUGUAAUGCAAUUAUAGUUCUUUGAUUUUUGAAGAUAAUCGUUCAGAAGUACCCAUUUUUUCCCUUCAUUUUCAAUCCAAAAAGAUCUCUUUUUUUUUUUUUUUUUUACUCGAGAGAAUUCGAAAUCAUUUUCACUCUCUUUCACUAGGGUUCUUAAAAGAGUUUUGAUAGUUUUUAAAGAAAAAGCUUCCUCUUUUUCUUUUUCCACUAUGGGUCUUAGUUAAAAUCUUCAGAUCUGGUCUCAUUCUUGUAGAUUUCAUCAAGAUCUCUGCCUUUUCAGGUAGGAAAGUCUUCAUUUUUUUUCUUUUCUUUUCCCUGGUUUUCUCGGUAAAAAGAAAAACACUGUGUAUGUUCUGGGGAAGUAGAAAAAAUAAAGAUGAAUUAUUUCCCAGAUGAAGUUUUAGAACCCGUUUUUGAUUUCAUUACAUCUCAUAAAGACCGGAACUCAGUGUCUUUAGUUUGCAAAUCAUGGUUCAAAAUCGAAAGAUACAGCAGGCAAAGGGUUUUCAUUGGAAACUGUUAUUCAACCUGUCCAGAGAGGUUAAUCGCCAGAUUUCCAGGUUUGAAGUCACUGACUUUGAAAGGGAAGCCGCAUUUUGCUGACUUUAAUUUGGUGCCACAUGAUUGGGGUGGUUUCCUUUAUCCUUGGAUCGAAGCCUUGGCAAAGAGUAGAAUCGGAUUGGAAGAGCUUAGACUUAAGAGGAUGGUGGUGUCAGAUGAGAGCCUUGAGCUGCUUUCAAAAUCCUUUGUCAAUUUUAAGUCUUUGGUUCUUGUUAGCUGUGAAGGGUUCACUACUGAUGGUCUUGCUGCUAUUGCUGCCAACUGCAGGUUUCUUAGGGAGCUGGAUUUGCAAGAAAAUGAAGUUGAUGAUCAUAGAGGCCAUUGGCUUAGUUGCUUUCCUGAAAGUUGUACAUCUCUUGUCUCCCUGAAUUUUGCAUGCCUCAAAGGAGAAAUAAAUUUAGGAGCUCUUGAAAGACUUGUGGCAAGAUCUCCCAACCUCAAGAGUUUGAGGCUAAACCGUGCGGUGCCUUUUGAUACCCUUGAAAAACUAUUGAUGCAAGCACCUCAGCUGUUGGACUUGGGUACUGGGUCUUAUGUACCUGAUCCAUCUUCUGAGGCCUAUAACAGAUUGAAAUCUGCCAUUCAAAGGUGCAAAUCAAUCAGGAGUUUAUCAGGGUUUUUGGAGGUUAAUCCCCGAUGCAUGUCAGCUAUUUAUCCAAUUUGUGCAAACCUGACCUUCUUGAACUUGAGCUAUGCGCCAGGCCUUAGUGGUAAUGAGCUCACAAAGCUGAUUCAGCACUGCAGGAAACUUCAGCGUCUAUGGAUACUGGAUUAUAUUGGAGACAAAGGACUAGGAGUUGUAGCUUCAACAUGUAAAGAAUUGCAGGAAUUGAGGGUUUUUCCGACUGAUCCCCUUGGGGCUGGAAAUGCUGCUGUUACAGAGGAAGGUUUGGUCCUUAUAUCCGCAGGCUGUCCUAAGCUCAAUUCAUUGCUGUAUUUCUGUCAGCAGAUGACCAAUGCUGCCCUCAUAACUGUAGCCAAGAACUGUCCGAAUUUUAUCUGCUUCAGAUUGUGCAUCCUUGACCCCAUAAAACCUGACCCUGUAACAAAUCGGCCAUUGGAUGAAGGAUUUGGGGCAAUUGUUGAGUCUUGUGAGGGUCUUAAGCGGUUAUCACUCUCUGGCCUUCUUUCUGAUCAGGUUUUUCUUUACAUAGGAAUGUAUGCUAAGCAGCUUGAAAUGCUGUCCAUUGCUUUUGCUGGUGACAGUGACGAAGGAAUGCUCUAUGUGUUGAAUGGUUGCAAGAAACUUCGCAAGCUAGAGAUCAGGGACAGCCCCUUUGGUAACGCAGCACUUCUAGAGGACGUGGGAAAGUAUGAAACAAUGCGAUCCCUUUGGAUGUCCUCCUGCGAAGUUACCCUUGGAGGAUGCAAGACACUUGCAGAGAAGAUGCCAAGCCUGAGUGUGGAGAUCAUAAAUGAAAGUCAACAGAUGGAAUUUAGCCUCGAUGAUAGGACGGUAGACAAGAUGUAUCUAUAUCGAACAUUGGUUGGGCACAGGAAAGAUGCACCAGAAUUUGUGUGGAUUUUGUAGGUGCAUUGUUUUAUCUAUGCCAUAUCUUUGCUACUUAUUUAAGUAGUUGUUAGGCCAACUGAUUUUAAUGGAUUCUUAGCUUUUUGGUGAUUUUGCUGUAUGCUACUGUUGUUUAAUUACUAGAUUUGCUAUUUGUAAUCCUCGAUCUGUUCUGGUACCUGCCAGAACCAACCACUGAAAUUUGCCAUCAUUUCCAGCAAUGAACUUGGGUUUCAUUUGGAUCACGCCGCGUAAGACUAUUGGUGGGUUGACUAGAGAAAAUUUUUCUAGAAACAGUUCGAACUUUUGAAGAGCUGUUGGAAGAAGAAGCUCUGCAAAGCUGGGGCCGUCCAGGAGAGGUCGGUUCAUCAGGAACUAAGCCUCUCAUGAUUAGCGUAUGUUGGUUUUAUGAAAUUGUAGAACAUUAGUGGGGAUGACUUCAGGAUCUGCGGAUGGAGGCAAUGUGGUUAUUGACUCCAAUCAUUUCAAAUAGUAGUAAGGUCUUUGAAUCCUGAGCGCAAUCAUCCUUUCAAGUUGGAAAUAACAAAAUGGAUGAGUCGUUAAGAUAUUUGCAAACAAUCUUAACUAGGUUUUCCUGGCGGUUAUCAUUUUGCAUAUUCCCUUGAGCUUUAAGUCAUGGGAGCAGAAGAAUCCAAAAUUUUCUUUUGCAAAACUCGGCGACUGCUGUAGAUGUUGACAUCGAUUGUUCGAGGAGCCUCGAGGUAAAUCAUGGUCAAACUUCAGAAUACACUAUUCUUCUGGAAGUUCCUAUGUUAAUGUUUACAAAACUUAAUGCUGAAGUUUAACAGGAUCUUCUUUAGCUGUGCCUUGUAGCAUAGGAAAACUAAACAAAGAAGGGCAGGGUUAAGAUACUGGAUACAUGGUUUUGAAAAGCAGGCGGUCAACAUUUUAAACCUCAUGAUUGCUUAUAAGAGCAGGAGUUUAAUUCUAAUGUCUUCAUCAAUGGCCAUUCUCA
Durio zibethinus is the source of this 3751-nucleotide messenger RNA. Its product is annotated as protein AUXIN SIGNALING F-BOX 2-like. Gene Ontology annotation, biological process: SCF-dependent proteasomal ubiquitin-dependent protein catabolic process. The record is from RefSeq and is a predicted model, not a curated record. Lineage: Eukaryota; Viridiplantae; Streptophyta; Magnoliopsida; Malvales; Malvaceae. Gene Ontology annotation, cellular component: SCF ubiquitin ligase complex. Gene Ontology annotation, molecular function: protein binding.